Molecule: messenger RNA, 858 nt
Organism: Drosophila bipectinata
Lineage: Eukaryota; Metazoa; Arthropoda; Insecta; Diptera; Drosophilidae
Product: trypsin
Biological process (GO): proteolysis
Molecular function (GO): serine-type endopeptidase activity
Source: RefSeq, a predicted model, not a curated record
GCGCCGGGGGUCAGGUCAUUAGCAUUCUUGAUUCUGAACAAAGUUGCCAAACAAGAGGUCAGGCAGUCGACUUUUAGUUACAUUUUGAAAAUGACUCUAAGCGGUUUGCUAACGGCGCUGAUUUUAUUGCUUUUUAAUGGCCAUAACAUUUUGGCCAACUCGCUGCAGGAACGAAUUGUGGGUGGUGUGGAACUGCCCAUCAAUCUGUCACCCUGGCUGGCAUCCGUUAGUGUCCAUGGGAAUUAUAGCUGCAGUGCUGCUCUGAUUACUUCCCAGUGGCUGGUGACAGCAGCCCAUUGUGUCCACUACCCGGAUAGGUAUUCCGUGAGAGCAGGAUCCUCAGCCCCUGACGAGGGAGGACAGCUGAGGAAUGUAGCCAGGAUACUUCUACAUCCCAGCUUCAAUCUGCGCAUCCUAGACAACGACAUUGCCCUUUUGAAGGUAGAAAAGGCCUUUAACUUGGACUCUAACCUACAGCUUGUAAAGCUUCCCAUUCCCGGACUCAAUGUGGUUCCAAGGACCCUCUUGGUGGCCGGCUGGGGAACUGUGCACGUGAAUUCAACCUCUUCGGAGCAGCAGCUACGUGGCACUCUGGUGAAUCUCAUCAAUCAAAGACGUUGCAAGUAUCUCUAUUCGAGGAUCAGUCGUCCCGUCACGGAAAACAUGAUUUGUGCAGCUGCUCCUGGAAGGGAUCACUGCUUUGGGGACUCGGGAGCUCCCUUGGUUCAUCGUGGUACUAGCUACGGGAUCGUUUCCUUCGCCCAUGGCUGUGCCGAUCUGUAUUUUCCGGGAGUCUACACCAGACUGGCUAAUUAUGUAUCCUGGAUCUUGGGAGUUUUAAAAGCUGAGAAUAAAUAA